This is a messenger RNA of Parnassius mnemosyne (clouded apollo), 312 nucleotides long. The record is from the annotation of a GenBank genome assembly. Lineage: Eukaryota; Metazoa; Arthropoda; Insecta; Lepidoptera; Papilionidae.
AUGCUUCGUUCACCUAAUAAAGCUGGAUCAGACUCCGAUAUCUCCAAACAACCGAAAACUCAUUCUUCGUUUGCGGUUUCAAGACAAAAAAGACGUCACAAUGAACUCUCAAGGGAUGACUUUAUUUCGUUCAAGGAAGAAGUUAUGCAAAUGCUGAAAUCAUGGAAAACUGAUCACGACAACCAUUACCCAAUAAAUAAUAUAAACAAAAUAAUAACCAAUACCCAAUUUUGCCAUUCCCACAUUCUGUUCAAAUUAAACAACAACUAUUCAAUCAGUCUCCAGUACUUUGCACAUCUUCUAGUGGUGUAG